Messenger RNA from Aspergillus chevalieri, 1683 nucleotides. RefSeq lists its product as uncharacterized. The coding region runs from base 1 to 1683 and encodes 560 amino acids. The transcript has 2 exons. Lineage: Eukaryota; Fungi; Ascomycota; Eurotiomycetes; Eurotiales; Aspergillaceae. The record is from RefSeq and is a predicted model, not a curated record.
AUGGUUGCCUGGGCAGAAUUUGAAGUGCAAAAACUGAUUACCUGGAUGGAACAUAACCUGGACUUCAUCAAUUACAGUCCAAUAAUGACAUGGGUCCAACGCGCCAAAGAAGAGGCCUUUCCUGACUCCCGGCAUAUCGACAUCAACAGAAUCAGAGUAAAGUACUAUAACUUGAAGGCUGCCUGGAAAUCAGCCAAGAGCCACCUGGUGGAAUUCAAGGUGAUGAGCGGGGAAGGAAAUGAGGAGUGUAAUGAUGCUGUGCGACAUGCGAUGGAUAAAAAGUGCCUGUUUUACUGGAGGCUUGAUAGGAUUUUCAUGUCUAAUCCACAGCUGUCUUGUCCUUCGGAUUUCGCAGAUAAUAUGUUAUCCGUACGGAUGACUCGAUCGCAGCCCCAAGUUCAAACUGAGCAGGCAUUACCACCACCGACUACAAAGUCUCAGGAUCAGACCAUGCCCGAUACCUAUCCCAAUCCCUUACAAUCACAACAAAACUCUCCCGCACAGCCGCAAGCCAAAGCCAUUUCUAACCCCAUUCAAAUCCCACCAACGCCACCCGCACAGCCCCAAGCCACUGCCACGUCCAUUCCCAGUCCCAACCUCAACUCCAACCUUAGCUCUAGCGGACCCAGACCCCUAGCGCCCAACCCGUCUGGACAUGUACUGUCUACUUUCAAAGGGCCCAGUCCCGCCCAUCAGCCAGCGCGAGAACAGCCAGCACAAGUAGAACCCUCGCACAACAACACAAACACAAACGUGCAGCCGCCGCCGCCGCCGCCGCUGGUCCAAGAGAAGGAACAGCUCGAGCACGACGAAGACGCUGCAUUCAACCAAUACCUAACGGCCGUCCCCCGUGCAGAAAGAAUGAAAAUUGAGACCUACAUUACACAACUCCGCGCACGACAUCAGAGACGCAUAAUCCAGAUUAAAGGAAGGCAACUAAGAAGACGAGCAGACGCGGAGUCCCCGGAUGCGACGGUGACGAUGCGAACCGAGUAUGAACAACGAAUCCGCGAUUUGGAGUUGCAGAAUACGAGGUUACAAGAAGACUACGAAGAAAAACUUCUGUAUUUCGAGGCUCGAAAUGCAAAUGUACAAGAAGAGCUUGAAAAAGGAAUCCGGGAUGUGAGAUCGUGGAAAGCGGAGACGCAAGAAAAGUAUGAAAAUAUGAUUUGCGUCCUGAAGUCUCAAAAUGCAAAGAGGCAAGAAGAGUAUGAACAGCAAAUUCGGGAUCUGGAGUCCCAAAAUGCAAACAUACAAGAAGAGCAUGGACAACAAACACGGGAUGUGGAAAUUAGAAAUGCAAAAAUGCAAGGAGAAUAUGAAGAACGAAUCCAGGAUCUGGAGACCCAACAUGCAAAGAUGCAGGAAGAGUAUGAAGAACGAAUCCGGGAACUGGAAUCUCGAAAUGGAAAUGCAAAGAUGCAAGGAGAGUACGAAGAACGGAUCUGGGAUCUGGAAUCGCGGAAUACGAGGAUGCAAGAGGAGCAUAAAAAGCAGAUGGCAAAUAUACAGUCGGAGCAGUUUGAGAGGUUUAUGGAUAUGCAUAGGCAUUUUGGGGAGCAGCAGGCUAAGGCCCAUGAUAAACAUAUGAAAUUGCAGAGUCGGAUGUUCAGCAAGGCAUUUGAUUCGGUGGUGCGGAUGGCUGCUGGGGAUGUUAGUGGGGAUCAGGGAGGCGGGUCUUAA